Messenger RNA from Stereum hirsutum FP-91666 SS1, 756 nucleotides. RefSeq lists its product as uncharacterized. The coding region runs from base 178 to 756 and encodes 192 amino acids. Gene Ontology annotation, biological process: mycotoxin biosynthetic process. The record is from RefSeq and is a predicted model, not a curated record. Lineage: Eukaryota; Fungi; Basidiomycota; Agaricomycetes; Russulales; Stereaceae. The transcript is spliced from 4 exons.
GUGAUGGACACCCGCGCUCAACGUGCUCAUGCAGUACGGAUGCAUCCCGUGGUCAUAUUUUGAGGACGGCGCUCGUGUUCCUGAAAUGAACCGCCCGCAUGAGCUGCUAUUUGUACCGAGACCUCCAUCUGCCGUGGUCUUCAGCUCGAGAAUAUCCUCGUUUGUUCGGCGGGCCUGAUGCUCUCUCGGUUACAAACAGCUUCUCUCAUCGUUCUGGGCUGCACACUCGGACUCGUACUCGCUUCCAUGGUAUCCAAUUUGUGGGCAACUUCCCAUCAGGUUGUGGACCCAGCCUUUCAUACAGCACCGAGGUCGAUAUCAAGUCAUUGGAACAUAGGCCCUCUUCGACCUGUCGCGUUGUUUGUCGAAGACACGCUUCACUAUCAGCUCGAUACCGAAGAAGGGAUCCAGCAGUGGGCUCAACUCGUCCCAUCUGACGGUGGAAAGAUCUUCACUACUUCGGGAGAACAGCCGCAGACCAUUUCGAUGUUCCACCAGCUGCGCUGCCUCGACAUUAUUCGAGCAGCUAUCGUCAUUUCGCAUACACGCAUCGAGACAGGCGAGAGGCCGCGAGGGAAUGUUACAUACGGCCUGGUGAGGCAUUGCAUGAACUAUUUGCGCCAGAUGAUGUUAUGUCGUUCUGACCUGCAUUUAGAGAAUGUGCGAGACCCUGUCGGUCCACAUGCUGUGGAGAUGGCAGUCAUGCACGUAUGCGAGGAUUGGAGAGUGGUUUACGCCGCCGCAGACGCGAAGUAA